AGCGUAAAGCAGACGCCAUCAAGUUGACCAACCCGGACAACAUCACAACCGGCAUGCCGAAUGUCCGCCAAUCUUGCAUCCCACCCGAAAUACGCGAACGACUCUGCACGCCUGCUCAACAAAUGCUCAAUCCAUUCGACAGCCUCACUCCACAUCCACACCUCUUCAACACUCCUCUCCACCGCUGGCGUCCUGCAACGCCGAUGCCCGGUACCAAUCUGUCGCUCGAAGUGGACGGCAAUAAUGGUGAGAAAUCCGCAGUCUUUGAGCGCAGCGUGAGAGUCCUGAGUCUUCUCCGAAGCAAAGGCUUGUCAAGCAUAUGCGGUCGAUCGAUGCUUUGGCAGGUGCUUCUGCGGCACCGCUGCGGCCGAUUUUUGGACGUGCGAUGGACUCGACUGAUUGUAUUGCGGAGGCUGCUUCUGUCGCUCAUGGUAUCGAUGAGGCUGAAGCGUCAACACAUCUGAUGGUUGCAACUGGCUUUAAUGCCGACGCUGCCAUGCAGAAGGUGGACAACAUCGCAGCUCCCGCAUCGAAGACUGCCCGUGACUCUGGCAUUGGAGCCGAUCUCCAAAACCUCCCCGGUCAAGUCCGCUCACUCCACAUAAACAAUGCCACAGAGGCAGCGGUUAUCUCCAAUGUGCAUACCGGCAUCUCCACCCCCGCGGGUAUCCCACCACCCCACUGUGAUGCGUACUCUGGAAGCACGGUUCACAGCAUACCAGCCAACAUGCAACCGCUAUCACCGCAAUCCACCCCUACCUCUCGCCAAAGCGUCGACCACGGCGACAUACAGCGCUGGCAGAACGAUGGCUCAACUGACCCGACCGAUCACGAUCCGAGUCAAUGGCAGAAGAGCAAUGUCCACCCAUUCCAGGGCAGCAGAUUCAUCGAAUACCAAAUCAAGUACGUCGCAGCUAAGCAGAAGGCCGCCGAUGAGAGAGAAGCUGCGGUGGCGGCGGCAGCGAGCUCCGGACCACCUUCUCCGGGCAAAUUGACGAAGUUGCCGCUUCGUCCGCGGUAUGCGAAUGUGAGGUUCAAGACGGUGUUUGGGGACGAGGUGGCGCCUGGCGAUGUCAUUACGUCUGUAGAUGCGGAGACGCCUGGAGAUGCAAUUAAGCCUGAUACAGAGCAGUGCACGCCUAUCUUCCCGCACCAAGGGUGGGUGCACAACGCUGAUGACGGUUUCACGGCUACUCGACAUAUACAAUAUCUACGUCCGCUUAUUGGCGAUGGGGCCAUCGAUGAGCCUGAGCCAAGCCACGACGAUAGGACACCACAGCGCACCGUCGCGAGCGGCGCAGACUCGGUCAUGAUGGACUACGACGAGUUCAAAACGCAUCAUCUCUUCGGCAUCGACGACGAUGAAGAGAAAGACUCACCCGAAUACCAUUCCGCCAAUAACAGCCCCACCGGCAGUCCGAACGGCAUCGCACCCUUAGUCCCAACCCUCUGCCGCGCAGUCGCUCGCUCGCAGUCUUUAAGCUCCUCCAAUGCGCGUACGGGCGGCAGGAUUCGCAACACGGACGUUGGUGGGCUAUUCUACAAGUUCCGUGCCAGUGACUGGAUUGGACGGGGCUCGGAAGACAGCAUUACCGCGGAGUUCGCGGCAGUUCGUAAAGGCUCUCGCGUAGGUGACAGUAUUGAUGCUUCUGGAAAGGACGUUGUCGACGAAGACGGCGCACGCUCGCCCACUAGUCCGUCAUCGACCGAUCCAAACCGUACGCCGAGUAUGGGCAACAGGUUGGAGUGGGAGCUCAGGCGCUCGGAUCGAAAUGCGCGGUACAAUGCGCUCAACACAAACGCUGGUGGCUCGGAAGUAUCCGCGGAGUUGUUCCACCGCCCUUCAUCUUCAGAUUUCACGUUUCAAGCGCCCAUCCUCUGCGACGAUGGAGAGCUCCAGCUCGCGGAUUUCGAGAGCGCGUUUGCUGGGUCGCCAACAUCGGGCUCAUCAACGAAGCUGUCAACGAACCAACAACAGCAGGAGCAACGACAUACGCGCGAACACAGCCACGAAAGCGAGAACAACAGCGCACUUGCUCUUGAGCUUGCCUUGCGUCAGAACAAUCUCGCGCAGCAUCUCAUGGAACUCUACGCUCUGAACGAGGAGGAAGGGUUGAAUCUCGUCACUCCUGCGGAGAUAACGAAAACGGAACGCUUAGCUGAACGUUUGUCGAAAACUAGUUUCCAUCAUGAAGACUUUCCUACCCCAAUGAGGAACUCGUUCGUGGACGCGGACGAUGGCAUGCCGACGAGCUUGCCGUUGAAGCUGUGUGAGUGGGAGGCGCAGGAGUUGCAGGUCGCUACUAGCGGCAUGGUCGACAUGGGUACCAACGACGUCGCGAAGAAUGAUGCUGCAGACAGGGAGGGAUUAUCCUCCCCUUCCUCGACCGAGCUCGCUGAACGCAUGGAACGAUCGCCGACUGGCGGACUGGAAUCGACGGGUUUCUCGCCUACGCUUCGCUCGACGCCGGUGAGUAAUCGGUUUGCGGUGCUUGCUGAAAUGGUUUCUCCGUCGCCUUCCGAACAAGAACAGAUAAGUCCGACGAGUGUUACGGAAGGGGUGACGAUGGUCGGAGGGGUUGAGGACGAGACUGUCGAUACGUUGGUGAUGAGCACACCUGGUAGUGGGUAUGUUGCGGACAAGAGUUCGCAGAGUCCGGAGACGCCUGCUGUGAACGGUGAGACGAUGACUAGUCUUUGGUCCGGGUUUACUGUGAGGUAUAGGUGAGUGGGGGGCAUGGUUGAGGACGGGAGUGCGUUGCGUGCGGCUACGUUGGGUGUGUUGCUAGGGUGGAGCAUAUUCAUAUUACGAGUUACACAGGGACUGUU
Molecule: messenger RNA, 2829 nt
Organism: Baudoinia panamericana UAMH 10762
Lineage: Eukaryota; Fungi; Ascomycota; Dothideomycetes; Mycosphaerellales; Teratosphaeriaceae
Exons: 2
Coding region: 320-2728 (802 amino acids)
Source: RefSeq, a predicted model, not a curated record